AUGACGACUGUCCUCGACCUUGCACUUGUGCCCCGCAUCGAGUAUCCCUACUACUAUCGCCAAUCGGCUUCGUCAGGCACAAUUGACGAGUUUCUUGCGGAACAUGUUCCCUCGAAUACCCCGGAGGUCACGACGAUAGGCGGCGCAAGAGUUGAGACGCCUUGGAUCUACGUCACGACUGACAAGCAAGAAAAGUCGAUAGAAGGAGCCAAAGACUUUGACGAACUCAUCGAGCCUGCCACUGCUAUUCUGAACGAUCUCGCGAAGGAGAUUGCUGCAAUCGAUGAUGAUCCACAAAUCCCCAUUCGAGGCAGAAAGGGUGUGCUGAGCAAAAAGCAAGCGCGAGAGUCGAAACAUCCCCAGGCGAUUGCCGAAUUCAGAAAGCUUGCCGAGGAAUCGCACUAUACGUCUGGCUCUUGGCUCUACUUUAUUCCAGACCUCAAACGAGGCGAUGAAGCUUUCCUAAGGAUCAGCAAAGCCCUCUGCGACGAGGAUGGCGCGUUGAGAAAGACUGCUGCCAAUGCCUGCAAGAUUACGACUGGAUCGCCAGAGAUGGCACGAAUCAUCCUCUACAUUCCCGAUUCGUGGGAUAGAGAAGCUGCACGAGAGGUCUGCAGAGUGUCGUGUACUGAGCUCGGCUUGACGCCAUCGGCCUUCAAGCCAGACAUCUACAAGGCCGCUGGUCUGGACUCGAAGCAUCCUUCCAAGCUGAAAGCUUCCAUCUACGUCCCUGGCGAUUUCCUCUCGAAAGACGAGCUCGCAGAGAUUGCGAACAAGCGUCAGGCUGCACUCGACGCUAUGAAAGCCCAGCCGAAGCGAAAGACGCUAGCAGAAGAAGAAGCGGCGAAUCCUUUCGAAGAAUCUGACGAUGAAGACAAUCCGCCCAAGAAAGCAAAACAGUAG
Messenger RNA from Mixia osmundae IAM 14324, 903 nucleotides. RefSeq lists its product as uncharacterized. NCBI's taxonomy places the organism in Eukaryota, Fungi, Basidiomycota, Mixiomycetes, Mixiales, Mixiaceae. The record is from RefSeq and is a predicted model, not a curated record. The transcript is spliced from 5 exons. The coding region runs from base 1 to 903 and encodes 300 amino acids.